AGCAAUGACUGAUUAACCGCAGUCUCUUUUGGUCUCUUGUUAGCAACACAAUCAUGAUACAGCCGACAAAACGGACUGCUUGGCUUUGUGGAACGUUGCUUGCUGCACUGGUGCUGCUUGGAUUCACGUUCCACGAUCCGAUCCGCGGACAACCAAUUAAAGCAAGUACUGAACUAGGCAACGUCGAUGCAACACGUCCGGCGUCGAAGCUGCAUCUUUUGCUACCAGCCUCAAACGGAGCCGUGGACUUGUGCAAGACGUUCCUCACUGGAGCCAUUCUGGGAUAUCCCACUCCGACUUUGAUUGCAUGGAAUCAGACCUUCAAUGAUGAUCGACUGUUGGGAGGAGGCAGCCAUGUGGCCAAGGUCUACGGCGUGCUCAAAUUUUUUGAAGGCAUGAAUUCAUCGACAGAAAACGAUCUGGUGAUGAUGAUGGACGCAUAUGACAUCUGGUUCCAGCUUCGCCCUGAAGUUCUCAUCAGCAGAUACCACUCCGUCAAUCAACGAGCCAACGAGAGACUGAAGCAACGACUCGGUAAUGCUUACGACAAGGAGAACAUUCGACAAAGAAUCAUCUUCGGAGCCGGAAAGCGAUGCGCCCCUAAUCAGAUGCACACCAUCGCCUGCUAUCCCAUUCCAGCUUCUCCGCUACCUGAUGAUCUGUAUGGUGGGAACACAGACACUGUCAUGGGCAAGAACAAAAUUAGCAGCCUGAAACAGAGAUAUCUCAAUUCUGGAUACAUCAUCGGCCCACAGAAAGACAUGCUUGCUCUCUUCCGGCGCGCCGCGGAGAAGGUCGACGCUCAUACCGACCACGAUCCUUGGGACAACGGCAGCGGUGGUUCGGACCUCAUGUACCACGGAAGCGACCAGUCCAUCUUCAACAUCAUGUACGGCGAGCAAGAGUACCAGCGCGAGGUCCUUCGUCGAAGACAUCUCUCCGCCGCUGAGAGACUGCGAGGCAAAGCAAAGCCGAUCCCGCACUAUCUUGAGGGAACGCUUGUCGCGGACCCGCUGAAACCUGACUUCAUCCAUGAGCCAGGCGUGGAGAGGAAUGGUGCUCCGGAUGAGUUCGGCAUUGGCCUGGACUUGUGGUCGGACUUGGGACAGCAGACUGUCAACACGGAAGACGACACUCGGUAUUUGACGUUCGACAAGAACAUUUCGGAGCAAUUGGCCGGUCGGAAUGGACUGUUUGAUUGUCAGAGCCGAGUGACUGGAGACCUUCCACAAGAUGUCAUAUCCAGCACUGCUCCCUUGUCCAGCAUCGAAGAGCGAGCAAGCGUUGGCUGGAAGGACACUCCGCUCUUCACAAACCUAUGCCUCAACACAAUCCCAGUCAUGAUUCACCACAAUGGCGACAAGAACGCUCGAGCUUUCCAGUGGCCAGAGACAUGGAUGCAGCAGCAUGCUCGGGUGCUCAUGACGGAGCUUUGGAGUCAGGAUGGCGACAAUGAGGAAGGAGACGGCAAGUCGUGGAAGGUGGCGAAUCUGCCAUCGGGAGGGUCUGUGACUUGGGGAGAGACCUGUCCGAGCUGGUUUGAUUAUGAAUUGUUCAGAGAUGUGGAGAAGCCGGAGAAGGAACCGCCGCCGGCGUGAGGUAGAGAGACAUCAUCGAAAUGCCUCCUUCCAUG
Zymoseptoria tritici IPO323 is the source of this 1633-nucleotide messenger RNA. RefSeq lists its product as uncharacterized. The record is from RefSeq and is a predicted model, not a curated record. NCBI's taxonomy places the organism in Eukaryota, Fungi, Ascomycota, Dothideomycetes, Mycosphaerellales, Mycosphaerellaceae. The transcript has 5 exons. The coding region runs from base 54 to 1598 and encodes 514 amino acids.